UUUUCCUUUUUCUCUCCAUUCCCCCCCCCAUUCCCUUCUACAGGUGCCGUUCCUCAGAGUGCUCCCCCGAUUCCCACCGGCUCCUCCCUGUUCCACUUCCCAGGCCCAGAGCCUGGGUCCCCGGGUUGUUGCAGUGGGAAUGUCACUCCCCGAGGCCGUGGGCCCCCAAUCUCUGUGGUUGCGGAUCAGGAGGGAUCAGACAGCAGGGCUCGCUUCCCGUCAGGCAGCCUCCCCAUCCGCCUGUACCCGGAUCCAGGCAGCCCCUUCUCACCAGGUCCCCUUCCAGCUCUGGCCCCAGGCUUCAGCCUGAGCCCUGGUCCAGGCCCAUGCCCCGGGGGCCGCUUUAGCUUCAACCCCGAGGAGAUGAGCCUGUGGCUUCAGGCCCACGCCCGCUCUGUUUACCACUACCACCUGAGCCCCCGCUCCUUCCCCUUUCCCCGCUACCCAGCUCCUGCCCCCGCCACCGAUGAUGAACCCCCUGCCCCCAGCAUCAGGCUACAGGCCCCGCCGCCAGGCCGCAAGCCCCGGGCCGAGCCCCAGGGGCCGCAUUUCGCCAGGCCGGCACCGCCUCCGACAGCAGAACAGCCAACUGGCUCCAGCCCCGGGAUAGGGGCCGGGGUCUGUCCUCGGGGAGGCCGGGGGUCUGAGCACAGUAGCUCCAUGCCCCUCAAACUGCGCUUCAAGAGGCGCUGGGUGAGCGAGAAUGGUGUGGAGACGGCCCCAGGCCUGGGACCAGCCCCCUCCUCCUCCUCCUCCUCCUUCUGCCCUCCUGCCUCUGAGGGAGCUGUUCCCACAGGCUCUGAGGAGGAAGAUGGGCAGUGCAGGCUGAAGCCAGGCCGCUCCGGGGGCCUCACAGACUGAGAGUGGGGGAGAGAGAGAGAGAGAGAGAGAGAGACCGGCGAAACAGUAAGGGCGACUCCUCAAGAUCAUCAAUGUCCCCCUGAGCAGGUCUUCUACAGACAACAUCUCACCUUCUGUCCUCAUGACCCUUCCUCCUUUUCCCCCCCCACCCCCGCCCCUCAUCGCACCUCCCCUCCCCUUGCUCGCUCUCCCCCGCCCCGCCCCACACCUCCCCUCCCCUUGCUCGCUCUCCCCAGCCCCGCAACUCCCCUCCCCUUGCUCGCUCGCCCCUUUACUCACGCCCUUCCUGCUUUACUCACCCCCGUGACUCCCCUCUCUUUCCCCCACACUAUUUACUUUCCUCCUUCCUUUAUUCUUCCUCCUUCCUUUACUCACUGACGUAACUCCUCAUGCCCCCACUUUCUCCACUCCUCCUUAACUCUUUCACUUCCCACCCUCGCCCUACUCGCUCCCUCUCCUCACUCUUCAUAAACACACCCCUCACUCCUCUCAUGCCCCUUACAUCUUCCUCUCCUCCCUUUCUUUCCUUAUUCCUCAUCCCCCUCAUUCCCUUUGCACCAUCUUCUCACUCCGUCCCCACUAACCUCACCCCUUCCACAGACCCUUCCUUCCUCCCUUGUAUUCCCUUCUCUGUCUACUCCCCUCGCUCUGCCCCCUCAACACCUCACCUUGCUAGUGUGUGGAAAUGGAGGCGUUGGUGGAUGAGAGGGUUAAUCCCCCUCUGAUCGGGGAACAGACUGCCCAGUGUGUGUAAAUGGAGAGGGUGUGUGUGAGGGGGUUAAUCCCCCUCCGAUAGGGGAACAGACUGCCCGGUGUGUGUAAAUGGGGAGGGUGUGUGUGAGGGGGUUAAUCCCCCUCCGAUAGGGGAACAGACUGCCCGGUGUGUGUAAAUGGAGAGGGGGUGUGUGAGGGGGUUAAUCCCCCUCCGUUAAGGGCACAGACUGCCUGGUGUGUGUAAAUGUGGAGGGGGUUACUCCCCCUUGAUAAGGGCACAGACUGCCUGGUGUGUGUAAAUGGGGAGGGGCUGUGUGAGAGGGUUACUCCCCCUCCGAUAGGGGAACAGACUGCCCGGUGUGUGUAAAUGGGGAGGGGGUGUGUGAGGGGGUUAAUCCCCCUCCGAUAGGGGAACAGACUGCCCGGUGUGUGUAAAUGGGGAGGGGGUGUGUGAGGGGGUUAAUCCCCCUCGGAUAGGGGAACAGACUGCCCGGUGUGUGUAAAUGUUUGAUAUGAAGUGUGUGAUGUGUUUAACUGAUGUUUCAUACCAUUUGGUGCCUGCAAAUGUAUUUCUCUGAACUGUAAUUAAAUAAGAUAUAUACUUUGAUUGUGCAAGAUGUUCACUAUAUAUUUUUCCGAAAGUAUCUUCAGAAUAAAUUUACCUCAAUAUUAAAG
This is a messenger RNA of Stegostoma tigrinum, 2250 nucleotides long. Its product is annotated as ETS translocation variant 3-like. The transcript has a single exon. The record is from RefSeq and is a predicted model, not a curated record. Lineage: Eukaryota; Metazoa; Chordata; Chondrichthyes; Orectolobiformes; Stegostomatidae. The annotation marks the transcript as partial.